AUGGGAUUCCGCUUAAGUUUCAACUCUGCGUCACUAAUAUUGAUCUUGGCUUCAUUUGUAUUCUUGUUGUUGGCUACAAUAAGUUCUCCAGUGGUUACCACUUUCAACCUAGGCAAAACUGCUAGUUAUACUUAUGGUGUAUUUGGGUAUUGUUCCAACAACAAUAAUGACUGUUCCUCAGCCACCUAUCCAUUAACCCUCAGUUCAGUGAAUGAUAGCUCCUCCAAUUGGACUAUGAGCGGCUCCACCAGAGACACAUUGGCUAAAAUUUUCAUUUUAACUCCUAUUGCCCUUGGAUUCAACUUUAUCUUGCUAGUUUUGGUGUUUGCUUCUCAUUUUGGAAGUAGAGCUGUUGUUUUGAUUGCUCUUGGUGUCAAUGUUGUAUCUGCCAUAUUGACGAUCAUCAGCUGCAUUAUAACAAUUUUGGCUUUUUACCCAAAUUUGGCUUGGACUGGAUGGAUUUUGAUUGGUUCUGCAGCUGCCAACCUUGUAUCAAUCAUUUUACUUAUUCUCACCUUGACGACGUUGAAAAACGAUGAUGAAGAAGAGGACGGCGAUGCAGAUGCAGAUGCAAAUGACAAACACGGAUUUGGAACUUAUAACAACUACAGCAGAAUCGAUGACAAAUUCAACCAUAUCCAAGCAUCAACGUUCAAGAGUCCAAACAGUACUAGCUCUGUUGAUAAUGAUUUUGAUUACAAGCCAGCGUAUAACAGCACCACUUCUUUUGGAAAUCCCGCAAGCCAAGGUGCUCACAAUGGAUCCAAUACUCGUUACAAUGGUCAUGCAGCAAUUGCUGCUGCAUCUGCCGCCUCGUUAGCAAACUCAAACCAUGGACAGUCAAGAGCAGAAACAGGCGUCCCACUAGCGCAAAGAACAGGAACUGGAAACGGCUCCAUUGCUAGCAACACGUCAUCCUCGUACCAAGCCAAGCCUCAAGUAGCCAACGACUUUACUCAAAUGAAUGGUCGCAACAACACAAGCGGCUCAUUAGUUGCCGGUGCCAGUGGGGGGUAUAAACCCACAACUGGAGCACCUUACCCAACCACUCCAGGUGUCCCCAAUAGCAACAAUAACAGCAAUGCUGCAUUCUCAAGAAGUGUAUUUGAACAUCAUCCGCAAGUUGACGGCCAUAGACCAUUUACAGAAAUGGACGACGACUUUGAUGAUGAAGAGGAUAUGAGCGCAGGACGUGCCAAUGUCAUUGCAAGAACCAAUGACUCUGAUGAGGAUUCAGAUUUCACUAGUGUUUCUCAACGACCACCGAAUCCACAGUACAAUAAUCCAUAUGGUCCUGGACCGCAACAAAUCCAACAACUUGUUCCACAACAGUAUCAAAGUACUCCGUACACCAACCUGCAGCAAUACCAACCAUUGAGUCAACAAGUACACACCCAAGGUGCGUCUCCACAAGGUCACUUGCACCCACUGUAUCAACCCAUCCCUAACCAAUACGUGUCCCCAGCUCAACAACACCAACAACAACUGCAACAAUACAGACCUGCAAACUAUGGUCCACCACACCAACAACCACAAUUGCAACAACAACAACAACAACCAGCGCCACAAUCUGGACACGCUAGACCAACCAUUUCAGAUAAUGUCUUGAGCAACAACCCCGAUUUUAACUUUGCUAGAGGUGUACAACAACAAAAGAGGAAAGUGGCACCGGGAUUCGUUCCCGUUGCAGCUAGGUAUGGCAACAAUAAUAGGACUGGACCAGGCAGCAAUGCGAGCGCGUUGAUGGGAAGAAGUAGUGGUGGAUCUGCUGGAACACAAGCCAGAAGUGGGCCCUAUGGAAUGACCAGGUAG
This is a messenger RNA of Lodderomyces theae, 1812 nucleotides long. It is a transcript of the gene SRD1, whose product is annotated as Srd1p. The transcript has a single exon. Bases 1 to 1812 code for a protein of 603 amino acids. Gene Ontology annotation, cellular component: growing cell tip; plasma membrane; cell division site. The record is from RefSeq and is a predicted model, not a curated record. Lineage: Eukaryota; Fungi; Ascomycota; Pichiomycetes; Serinales; Debaryomycetaceae.